GUGCUUAGUCAGCACCAACCCCUGGCACCAGGAGAGUCCUCUAUGCCUAUCGCUUCUAGUGCUGUUUCUACGCGAUCCAGUGCAACCGCAACUUCCAAGAAGGAAAAAGAUAAGAAAGAGAAACGAAAGAACAAAACCUCAAGGGGCGGAUUAUCUUUAAGUACAGCACAAGGAGGUCGCUUACAAUUGUCCUCAUCAGCAAACGCUAACUCAAGUGCAGCUUUGCGGUCUGUCGAGGUUGAGUCCAAGUACAAUCAGC
This is a messenger RNA of Amoebophrya sp. A25, 259 nucleotides long. Lineage: Eukaryota; Dinophyceae; Syndiniales; Amoebophryaceae. The record is from the annotation of a GenBank genome assembly.